UAUCAAAAAAUAUCUUUGAAAUAAGGGUGGGUCGGGUCCUAACGGAUCGGGUCAGCAGAUUUUGGUUGGAUCCGACUAUGAAUUAUUUAAGAAAGACAAAAUAGUGGUUCCGUUAAACUAAGGGCAUGAAUGACCAAGUAUUGGACGGAUUGGGCAUAUAUGUGCCAAACUAUUAACGACGGGCAUGUCUGUCCUAAUUCGCAUAGUUCACUGGCAUAUAUGGCCCUUUUCCGAAUUAUUAAUUUAGAACUCACUAACUUAAAACUAUUAGAAUCUCGAACAAUCCUAGCUACGCCUCUGCUAGAAAUGAUGAGUAUGCGUUAAUGAAAACACCCACUCUUUAUGUUGUUAGCUUUGAAAGAGAAUUCUAUUUUAUCUCUGAUUUUUAUGAAAUUAGAUUUCAUUGUUGUUAGCUUUGAAAAAGCAUUCUGUUUUAUCUCUGAUUUUUAUGAGAGAUUUCAUUUUUUCAUCAAAUGUCAUCUUAGUAGUGUUAAUAAUGGUUAUAAGACGUUGGCAAAUUAGUUAUUUUGGUUACUUCUGUAAAACAUUUACCAGCAAAGCAGAUUUUAAUUUCUGUGCGCUGACACUAUAUGGAUUUAUAAGGUUAAUUUUAACUCAGAUUGGAAGCCUGAUAUGGUAACUUGGGAAAUAGAAGAGUAAUCUGCUAUAACCUAUUAAAUUGAACUGAUGGUGUAAUUCAGUUUAUACAACUUAAGUUCUUUAUUGAAUUGGUGAAAUAAUCAUAUGAAAAUUGUUAACAACCAUUUUGGAAAGUUGUUAUUUUAAGAAGAAACCUGGAGUGGUGGGGGAAGGAGUUGUUAUUACUCAUAAUUUUAUACCUUUUAGAAUCACUCAAUGUUGUCUUUUUUCAUUUUACUGUUCCUUAGACUACAACAACAGCAACAACAACAACAUACCAAGUCUUAUCCCACAAGACUGAUGAUUGUAUAUCGUUUUUUUUUUUUUUUUUUUGAUAAAGUAAGUGAUUUCAAUAGAUGGCAUCAAGAAGAUGCAAGAAGUACAUGAUUUGGCAUUUGAGCUUACAAAAAAUAUUCUGGCUCCUAUACAUAAUUGGCUAAGCCAGAGCUAAGGAACUUAUGAAAUCCAAAAGAUGAUCAAUAUUGUUGAUAGGGUACAGUCUAGACCAACAAAACAAAUUGGCAAUACACAGAGCCUUUAAAGAACCUAUAGGAGUUGAGUUUCCAUCAAAACAUCUCUUGUUUCUCUCUGUCCAAAUGCACCAGAAAAUACAAGCAGGGACCAUUGACCAGAUUUUCCUGAUGGCUUUAUCAACUCUUCAUAAACUCCAGCUCUUAUAAGCAUCCUUGAGACCUUGACUGUGUAAGGGGUGACCCAUUUGAGGCCAAAAAGGCAAAAAACACAUGUACCAUAUGUCUGAAGCCACCUCACAGUGUAGGAGCAAGCGGCAGCAAUAGCAGCAUUAUGAUCUUGGGCUAUGGUGAACAAGCUAGGGAAUUCAACUUGAAGGGUAGAGUUUCCAAGCCAUUUAUCCUUCCAGAAUCUAAUGUAUGUACCAUUCCCAACUUCAAAGUGGAUGUUUUGUGCAAAGUACUCCAUAAUUUGCUGAUGCCUUUCCAUAAUCCCACACCAUAUGGAGCACUCGAGACUUUUGAACACCAGUGAUUCAGCUCUCCAUGCUUGGCUUUGAUGACAACUUUCCAGAACCCAGCAUCCUCCAUAUUGAGUUGUAAGAUGUGAAAAUUUGGCUAGUUGUCGCCUUUGAUUAUGUCCACUCUUGGUCUUGUUAGAUGGCAUUCUGCAUGGACAAAGGAAUACGUUCUAGUCCAGCUACUGAAGAUCUGUCACUUGCAACCACUAUGGAGAAGAAAAUAAAGGCAUUGGAUAGUGAUUUGAUUGUUAAUGAGGUUUUUAUUACUAAUCCUGCAAGCUCCUCUGAAUUUAUAUUAGGUCCAUGCUUCAGGGAUAGAGUUCCUUCAGAGCUUGUGCCAUUUUAUCCCUUGGAAAAAGGAGAAAAGCUCCUUCUGCAUUCUCUGGAACCCGGGUGGAACGAAGGAAGAACUUGGAAGUCAUGGUCAUAUCCAAGUAAAAUGUGGAUUAAUUGGGUUGAUCGACUGGAAAAGGAAAAAGGGGAGAAGUGGAGAAAUGCUGGGAUAUAUGAUGCCAUUCAGCUUUCUAAAAUUGAUAUACCCUUUGACAAAAACCUUCUAUAUGCUGCCUUGUGCUUUUGGUCAAUCUCAAGUAACUCCUUCCACUUUAAUUUUGGCAUGAUGGGUCCAACUGUAUUGGAUAUUGUUGCUUUGACCGGGCUUAGACCUCAUGGAGAGGAUAUUAGCGCAAUCCUCUGCUCCCCUAAGUCAACCUUUACUUUACCGAGGGGCGAGAAUGGUAAAAGAUUAUCUUAUGGGAAAUUUCUUGAGCUCUCGAUGAAAAAGGGCGAUGUAACAGAGAAUGAACAUAUCUCUUUCCUAAUUAUGUGGCUUUGCAAGUAUGUUUUUUGCAAUGGUUCAGGAAGGGUAACAAAAGAAUGCAGCGAAUUAGCCAUUGCUCUUGCUGAGGGCAGGAAGCUUGCUUUGGCUCCUUUUGUAUUGUCUCAUCUGUAUCGAGGCUGUAGAGAUUUGGUUUUGAGAAGGUUUGGUUGUGCAGGGGGACCCUUCUGGAUUCUACAGCUCUGGCUUCAAUCUUAUUUCCCUGAAUAUGGACCCUUGACAUAUGAGCCAAAAAAUUGUCUAACUUAUGGUGUUUCCCUGGCUCAAGGCAAGUUAAAACACAAAAGUUUCCAGGAAUGCUUUAAAUUCUUUUAUUCAUGCUCCUCCCGAAGUCCCAGCCAGUUCACUCCAUUUUUUUUUAGGACCCUUGGUCCUGAGUGGCAGAGAUUGUCGCUGCAUCAUCACUGCAUUACAUCUAGUAAGCAAGAUCUAAGCGACAUCUGGUCCAGUUACCUUAUUGCUCGAGACCUCCAUUACGGCCUUGUACUGGGCAACUCAAUUUUCUGCAAAGCUGGAGUGGAGUAUUACUCUCCAAAUCAGUUUGCACGACAGUUUGGCAUGACGCAGGCAGUGCCUCUCCCUCCUUAUCAGUCUGCCAAUACUUCGUCACUUGGUAGAAUUGUUUUCCAUUCAGUUAAUUGUAUCCAAGAAGUGGAUUCAAAGUUUGUCCAAUUGAAGAAAAAGUUUUCAGCUGUCCACUUUGAUGCCAAUCCAAAAUGUACUCCAUCCUUUGAGUCCUGGUGGUCGAAUUACAUAGGCAAAACUCGGAUUGAAUCAGCCGAGGAGAUCCUUGGUAGGAUUUGCUCAGAUUUUCAAUUAACUCCAAGUACAAUGCAAGAAAAAAGGAAUUUCCAGCCAGAUAAUUCAGAAUGCCAUGCACAGAUUGCUGGAGAACAAGAAACCAGAAAAAGGAGGAAUGAAGGUAUGAUGAAAAAACGGAAACAAUUAAAAUUAUAGAAGUACCUGAAAAUAAAAGAGCUGUUAAAGCUGUUAUAUGAAUCUUUUGCCUUUCUUUAGUUCUCAUUGUCUGUAAAAGUUGUAACUGAGUUUCCUUCCAUGGUAGACCCUUAGAGAUUAUGGGCCUCUCUCUAAGAAUGAGAUCUAAUAUACGGUAUA
This is a messenger RNA of Nicotiana tabacum (common tobacco), 3584 nucleotides long. Lineage: Eukaryota; Viridiplantae; Streptophyta; Magnoliopsida; Solanales; Solanaceae. The record is from RefSeq and is a predicted model, not a curated record.